Messenger RNA from Enterobius vermicularis (human pinworm), 939 nucleotides. The record is from the annotation of a GenBank genome assembly. NCBI's taxonomy places the organism in Eukaryota, Metazoa, Nematoda, Chromadorea, Rhabditida, Oxyuridae.
CAGUUUAUUAUUUUUCAGAUAGUUAACAAAAAUGUUGAGGAUAAAGAAACAACUUUAUCGGCAACAGACUUCAACACCCCGGUAGAUGAGAUAGAUUUACGCAAGAUAGGCAUUGAUGUAAAGGAAGACCCGACAAUGGGCAAUAAGUCUGAAGGAGAUAUAGCAAUUUCUGAUAUCAAAAAAUUUGUUGAAGCCACUAAUAAUAAUGUACGUGUCACCCGAAACGCUAUCCGACAAACUACACAAUAUGGUGGUUAUGCCCGUUCAGUUAUUGCUAAAGCGAUGCAAGAAUAUCACGACAAAACUUGUAUCAAAUUUGUGCCCAGAGAUCCUAUUCAACAUCGUGAUUACAUUUACAUCCACCCCGAUGCAGGUUGCUAUUCGCUUGUUGGCCGAACUGGUGGACGUCAACCAGUGUCACUAGAUUCCGGUUGCAUUCAAACCGGUACUAUAGUUCAUGAACUAAUGCAUGCUGUUGGCUUCUUCCACGAACAGUCCAGAGCUGACAGAGACCAAUAUGUUGAGAUCAUUUGGCAGAAUGUACUUAAAGGAGCAAACGACCAAUUUGAAAAAUACGGAUUAAACGUUUUGGAUCACCUUAAUGAGCCUUAUGAUUAUUCAUCGAUAAUGCACUAUGGUCCCUAUGCAUUCAGUGACAACGGUAGACGAACUAUCGUUGCACGAAACCCCGGUGCAGAACGAAUGGGUCAACGAGUCGCAUUUUCUGAAAUUGAUCUACGAAAGAUCAACAAACUCUACUCAUGUACACAAGCUUUCUCAAUUAUUGGUAACACUAUUAAAGAUGCGAUACCACAAGCACCGUUACAAAACAUACCAGUGAUACCGUAUAGGCCACUGCUCCCGAACAAUAUUAGGAACAGAUUCAACGGCAUGGGAUUCCGUCCACAGCAAGGAAAAAGGUUUGGCAUUUUCGGCUGA